Molecule: messenger RNA, 4531 nt
Organism: Bombus impatiens (common eastern bumble bee)
Lineage: Eukaryota; Metazoa; Arthropoda; Insecta; Hymenoptera; Apidae
Source: RefSeq, a predicted model, not a curated record
GUAAAAUUAUACAGGUAACGACGUUAUUCGUUUAUCGGAACAAAUAUGAAACUAGAUAGAGAUAUUCAACGAGAAUCGAAUCUUGUUAUAUGGGAAACAAAAAUAGGACUUUGAGGUUUUUACGAACGGGGAAAGGUUUGAAUAGGCUAGGGAUUUUCCCUUCAUAACAACUUAGUGACAUGAUCGCGAAAGACCUUGCCCAGUCUCGAUACUCGGUUACAAACAAGAGUGUAGGCAAAACGACAUGACUGCAUGACUCAGAGGGUCGGCUCGCUGACAGACGUUGGAGAAUGACGUCAGGCAUCUCCCUACCCUAGCCUGGAAGAAGUCAUCGUUGGAAUGGAUGAUCGAGUGGGUAUGGAAGAGAAGGGGGCCACAAAUGGCGAAGGGGACAGGGGAGUGUUGUUACUCAUGGGUUCAAUCAGCAAGCAUGCGGGCCCCUUGUGAAAUACUCCUCUUCAUUUUAUCUUUCCCUCCGUCUUUGUUUUCCUUUUCCUUCGUUUCAUAUCCGUUCAAAGGUACAUAUAUAGUAACACAUUAAAUUUAUCAAAGCGAAAUUAUUUUCAAUUUUGAGGUUGAUUAGUGAUUUUCCUAUUACUAAUUUUCCUAUUACCUCUAAUACUAAGUCUUACGCGUGAUAUUACUACUGUAUUAUAAAAACUAGAUAUUUUCCAUUACUUUCUUUUAUAUGAAAAUAAAAUAUGUAUAUACAUAGAGCUUACACAUAUAUAAAUAAAUAUCUCUUGUGUGCGAUCCACAGUGAUACCAACUAUGAGAAACUUGAUCGACCCAUGCGACGAAACCCCAAACAAAAUGAUAAAGCACGUAGCAUCGAUGAUUUAUAUCCGCGCGCAUCCGAUUUAACGACUGUACGGGUGAAAGUAAGUAUUUACUUACUUAAUCGUCUCUCCCUCCCUCAACUUUUGCUUACUGAAGCAAGACUACCAAAGGGGCAAAGAGAGCGACGCGAAAAACUCGAGAGAUAAAAAUCACGUGGUUGUGGUUGAGAAUCGCUGACAGUGCAGUUAGUUGAACGUAUUGCCGUGGGAUGUCACUAGCGACACGUUCGUCAUUUUGUCGGAUCCACGUGGUCUGCACAUGACGUUUGAUUUGAGAAAAAAAAAAGCAAAAACAGAAAUGGAGGGAAUGGAAGUCACGAAGAGCUGACCUAUGGGUAGGGGAUGCUCGGUGGCGUGAACGUCAUUUAACAGAUAAUCGAUGCGUUAUGUUGUUCGGCCAAUACGACGAGCCGCGUGUGCAACUGGCAAGAACAACGGUGACAAAAGGAGGGAAAAAAAGUUCCGAGGAAACGAGCAAUGCCAUCAGAGACGAUACCGCGACGGCGGCAGCAACAGCAGCCAACGACUCAAUCUCGACUCGACAGUGUACAUCCGCCGCGGCGGCCUACUUGGAAUACGACUCGCUCGCGAAGGUUCUCCUUCCAACAGGGUCGACCAGUCCCGGAGCUCUCCGAGAGACGAUUCACGGAAUCGCGGGGAAAACAAUGACGGAUCGUAUCCGCAAGCUUGAUUUCGCCUUCCAUCACGGUGAAAACGUGAUUUUUCUCAGGAAAGUAAUUCUCGCUUUGUCGAUCAAUGCUUUUUCCAAUAUCCUUAUUUGUCACGCUACAACCAUAUGUGUUCUACGAUAUAAUAUUCGGAAUACUUGCGCUAUCUUAUACUUUUUUUUUGAAACACAGUAAUUCAUUUCAUUGAUAUAGAAGAGCGCAGAAAAAAAGAAAGAUGACGAAUUUCCAAUCCGAAUGUUCUAUUUGCGAAAUUCUACUUUAUCAGCCGUGUUAUUCAGGUCGCCAGUAGAUUUUGUAUCUCCUUAAGUUACAUUAGGCCGUAUUAAUUGAAACGUUUGAGAUGAAGAUUUCAGUGAACGCGCUCAAGAAUUCGACCAACGUCCUUACAAACAAUGUUUGCGAAACAUGGUCCGGGCACUUGUUGAAUCAAGACGGCCACCGGGUGGUUGCUGCGGGGAGUUACCGCGUAACGGAUUAACUGUGUGUGGUAGAAAUGCACGGCUCUUAACUGCCCAUAAAUCAAAGUCAAGAAGCAUCCUCAUCCCACUCUCUUUUCCUCUCACGAAAUAUUUAAGGGUUGCGGUUCGCGCGGCUCACUUUCGCAACUGAAGAAUCUUUCGAGCCUCAUCUGAGUUAGAGAAUCGUGCCACUGAUUUUCCGAGGGAAUGUAGGUCAAUGGAAUAAACGUGAGAGAAGUACCAGAACUAGAAAAGAUUCAUGACGACUGUGCUCGCAAUAAGAUAAUGUUCACUGCGUGAAGCCUAUCUAGACUGGCUAAAGCAUACGCAUGAGAAGAUUAAUAAAGUCAGCUUUUGCGUCACUCUUUGUAAAAUCAAGCGAAAUUCCACUUGACAUGUAAAAAAGAUUGGAAAAAUGAAAAUAUGAAUAAUGGAUAACGUAAACAAAGAUUGACAAAUACGUUUACUUUGAAUGAGUUCUACUCCAUUUGAUUUCCUACGACCAGCCCGAGCAAGCACAGAACCAGAGAAGAAUCAAAAGUAGAGGAGGUUUGUUGUGGAUCCGGCUAUGCCUGACGAUGAGGAAAUAAUCAACCAUGGAAGAAUUUAAAUUCGGACUGAAGAAACAAAUGUUACAAAAUCUUUACUUUUACCGUUAAAUAAUAAUAAUUAUAGAAAAAGACGACCUGAUCGCUGCGUCAUAUAUAUCGAUUGAUGUAACAGAAAUAUAAAACGAAAUGAUCACGCAGAACAAAAAUGGCGUAUCGUUACUUUCACUUUGAAUUGCUAAUUAUUGUUGCGAUAUAUUUUUACAAUUAUCAUAAUUGUAGAGAAAUGCCAUUGAAAAAUUGUCACGUCGUGUUAUCGACGGAUAUAUAAAGAGAGUGUAAAAAGGAACAAUUAUACAGAAACGAGAGCGUUAUGAAGGCUGGAAAAAAAUGUUAUAAAACGCGAUGAAUAUAUUUUUACGCUAUCGUUACGAUUCGUCAGAGGAUUCGAAAACGAUGACGCGUUUGAAUAAGACGAUCGAAAAUCGAUACCAGAGAACAGAAGACUGAAAUUGUAUAUAGUGGUUCGCGUGCCGGCCAACGAAAAACCGAAAGCCAGCGUAUAUCGCGACUAGACUGGAGCGAAACAGGCCACGGCAGGGGGUCAGUUUACGACCUUUAAAUGAGAGAAAGAAAUACGAGAAGCAGCGAUCUAGAAUCUACACGACGUUUAUCGUAGAUGGCCGAAAAGUACGAUGAAUAAGCGUUAUCCUUCGCGAACAUGAUCGUACGUACCAUUUGUGCUUGGGGCCACGUGCCCGAUUCAUUGAUAAUGGAGAGGGUCGCACAAAGGGGGACAAAGGGUGAAAACUACCUUUGAUGCAUGUCUGCACCGAUAGAUGACGAUCUACUCGCUCAUCUGUCCAUCACCCUCUAAAUGCAAAUUUUCCUACAAUUACCAUUGAGCGUUGUACUUGAAGUAGCGCUAUACUGUGUACAUUCAAUGCUAGAGUACGUUCAUAUAAUAAUCGUGGUAAAGUACGAUGCAUAAAUUUUAAGCAACUUGCAUAGAAAAAUCUCAAACAAGAUACGUAUAUGCGCAGUUCUCUGUUCGAAUGAACGGAUCUAUAUGUGAAAUUUAUAGAAAAAUAGCAAUUUGAACGAAGCAUAAGACGUACAGGUAUUUGCGCACGAAUAUAUCUUCUGAUUAAAAAAUGCUUUGGCACAGACUCAAAGGGAUGUUAAUAGCUUCUAAUUUUCAUACGAGAAUUAUCGUUACAGCGUGCUUGGAACGUGGUUAAAUUUCCCCCACUUCUCAACUGGAACAACGAUUCGAGCGCUUCAUCAACGUCUACAAAUUUUUUCAAAAAAGAAAAAAAAGGAGGCAGAAAAGAUCGGCAUCGUAGCUACACGAAAAACGUCGCUCCCGAAGAAUAGUCCCGCGAUUGUUGACCCAGUUUCACGGCGCGCCGUGUAACAUUUGCAACCGCGAAAAUACGAGUGGUGGUGCGCGCCUAUGGGUGUUUGUACGCCGCACGCACAAACACGCGAUGCAUUUAUAGCGCGCGCCGACGUGCACACGUACACGGACGAGUCCUGCGAGUCUUGUAGCCCGCGUAUCCUUUGUACGAUAUAAACGUAUAUACGCUGCAUGUACAACUUUCACGAUAAAUACACUAGCCUAUAUACCGUGGUCGUGACAGCGAGAGGAGAACGUACGCGCGCGCUGGUCCUACAUUAGGGGAUGAAUAAAGGAAGGUCUCCGAAAAGGGAGGGUUGCCGCUUUCCCUGCUUGCAAGCGGUUCUCACUACCCCUCGCUAAUACCGCGUCGUAUAACAGAAAAACACCAUAGGCUAUUCACCAUAUCUUCCCUCCCUCUUAAUUACGAUGUCGUACCUACCAAUUCGAAAUUGAAACGAUCGAAGCGUUUUAUCAUUCUCAUUGGCCCCUAUCUUCCUUCUCCUUCGUUCGAUUCAACGUAUCGUUCGCUCGUUGCGGACUAACUUUGUACCGCCUGUACUCCACGACUUGGGCAACUUCACCUACCAAGGUAAAG